Messenger RNA from Eleginops maclovinus (Patagonian blennie), 1476 nucleotides. It is a transcript of the gene fas, whose product is annotated as Fas cell surface death receptor. Gene Ontology annotation, biological process: extrinsic apoptotic signaling pathway in absence of ligand; motor neuron apoptotic process; regulation of stress-activated MAPK cascade. The coding region runs from base 145 to 1077 and encodes 310 amino acids. NCBI's taxonomy places the organism in Eukaryota, Metazoa, Chordata, Actinopteri, Perciformes, Eleginopidae. The transcript has 9 exons. Gene Ontology annotation, cellular component: external side of plasma membrane; CD95 death-inducing signaling complex; membrane raft. Gene Ontology annotation, molecular function: protein binding; tumor necrosis factor receptor activity. The record is from RefSeq and is a predicted model, not a curated record.
UUUCUAUUUAGGACAGAAACCAAAGCAAUGAAGACAAAACAUACCCAAUUCAGCUCCGCCUCGCAGUUUCAAUACAGGGCAGUAACCGUAAGCAGCGUGGCCAUAGCCUACUGUUAAUUACAAUAUCCGAUAAAGUACCACAGCAUGGUGGCAGCUGACUCUAGCAAGUUUCCUUCGUGGGUUUUCAUCGCCGUUUUGGUUUUUCUUCUAACAGUGGACUUGUCCUCUGCUCAAGGGGAACUCCAGCAGUGUGUUGAUGGCACGUACGAGCAUGAGGGUGCGACUUGUUGUCUGUGUGGUGCUGGUACGUUCGUGGAGAGGCACUGCACUACGAGUCAACCUAGAAUAUGCACAAACUGUGCUGAAAGGACAUACAGCAGUCACCCUCAUUACCAGGAAUCCUGUGAGCCAUGCACGUCCUGCUCACAUACCAAUGCCAAUCUAGAGGUGGACGAACCCUGCACCCGUGCCAGAGACGCAACGUGUCGAUGCAAAAAGGAUCACUUUUGCAGCAUUGGUAAAGAAACCUGUAGAAUCUGCUACCUCUGUAAAAAAUGUACUGAUGGUGUCAAAGUAGCCUGUACAGCCACCAAUGACACAGUCUGCAAUGACAAAAUUGAAGGGGGGACUAACACUGGGAUGAUAGCUGGCAUAAUUGUCCCAAUUGUUUUGAUACUUAUUGGACUUCUUGUAUUCAUCUGGAUAAGGAAACACAACCGGAAAGGAAAUAAUACUCCAGACGAAGAAAGAAAUGGUGGUCCAGCUGGUGUUUUGGAGGAUCUGUCCCUUAAAGAACCACUUUUGGCUUUGGGGCCCAACCUGCCUGACAUUGCCAAUAUAAUUGGAUGGAAGACUAUGAAGGAUGUAGCAAUACGCAGCUGUAUGUUAGAAACUACUAUUGAGAAUUGUAAGCUGAACCAUGUUGGUGAUGUUCAGGAGCAGACACUCCAACUUCUACAGGAGUUUGUGCAGAAGGAGGGCGGGCAGGCCCUUACUACCUUGAUCCAAAACAUGAAAAAUGGUGGCCACAGAAAAAAGGCAGAGAUGGUGAUCGCUAAAUUAACUCCUCCCACUUGAAUGUGUUUAUUGUAAGCACUUUUCAAAUAUUUUUAGAUUUUUUUCUUUUUUUGACUUAGUGGAGAUGUUUACAUGAUGUAAGAGUGUAUGUGUGCUAACAUGAGUCCUUCUGUCUGUAUUUGAACUUUGUAAAAAGAGAAUUUAAAGUUAAAUUUUUCGAGGAAUACUGUGAUGUGAUUGGUAUUAUAGGGGGAAAUUCAAAACAUUGUUGUGUUGUGAAAGCAUGACUUGUGUAUAUUAGAUUUAUCAUAGCAGAUGUUUCCUAUAAAGUGUCUCUAACUAAUUUCAAACUACAAUACCACAUUACAUCUUAUAUCCACCUUAUAUACACUCUAAUUAUAAAACCACUGCUUCCCACAAUUGUUUUAUUAUUAUGUAAAUAAAAACUGUUCUACAUCA